This is a messenger RNA of Achroia grisella, 5616 nucleotides long. Its product is annotated as signal-induced proliferation-associated 1-like protein 2. The coding region runs from base 295 to 3723 and encodes 1142 amino acids. The transcript is spliced from 15 exons. NCBI's taxonomy places the organism in Eukaryota, Metazoa, Arthropoda, Insecta, Lepidoptera, Pyralidae. Gene Ontology annotation, biological process: regulation of small GTPase mediated signal transduction; activation of GTPase activity. Gene Ontology annotation, molecular function: protein binding; GTPase activator activity. Gene Ontology annotation, cellular component: cytoplasm. The record is from RefSeq and is a predicted model, not a curated record.
UCAUUCAUUAUUUUCUCUCUAUUUUGUUAUUGCAAAGACAUUUAGUUGUAUACCGAAUUGUUAUCGUUAUCCAAAUGUUUAAAGAUAAUUUUUUACUUAGAAAUCUAUGUAAAUAAAUAUGUGAUAAAGCAGUGUCCGUUAAUUCGAGAUUGGAAGAGAUUUUAGUUUCAUGGUGUCAAUAUAUAACGAAGAAUUUAAUCUUCUCUGUGAAAGUUAAGAAUAGUUGUCAGUAAUAAAUGAAUUCAUUAAAUAUUUAACCAAUAUGAAGUAAACAGUAAUAUAAAAAAAUAUGCCAUGUAUGCCCCAGAUCAUAGAAGAAAGGAAGCAAGAGAUGUUAUGUACCGCAGUAACUCAAGUCUUGACUUGAUAUAUGCUGAUCAUCCUUCUGGAAACAGCUUGAGACGAGAAUAUGGUAGUCACGGUUCUAUCGACGUGAUAGGAGGUGCCAACGAUCGGCUUCCGGCAAUGGUACAUAACUACAGUGUUAUUUCUGCAUCAGAUAAGCCUCCUGGACUGGUGAGACCCAAUGAUCGACUCGCAAACGCUUUAAACAGCGACCAUGCAGAUGGUCCGCAACCUAGAGCUAGUGCAAGCCCCAAACCUCGACUAAAACUUAAUAAAUUGUGGGGUGGUAAUGCACCUGUAUUAUCUCGCCAACCACUUGACGAUGGUUCAUUAGCAACCAUUUCGGAUGCUUGUAAAAGAAAACAAUUUGCACAUUAUGACUGUCAGUCGCUUACAGCCAACUUGAGCUAUGCUGCAGAAAUUCGUGGAGCCUUACUUAGUCGACGUCGUAACACCACAACAGGAGCAUCUGCUGCAUCUCUACUAGCAACCCGUGGUCUACCACCAGGCGAAGAUUCUGUACCUGAUACUGGUGAUGGACGAUCUAAUGAACUCUUAGACAGUUGUCCAUUCUUCAGGAAUGAAUUAGGUGGUGAAGAAGAACGAUGUGUUUCUCUGUGCUGGCGAACAGCUCGUGGACCCAUCUUAGGUCAGAAUGGAGGAUGGCACCGACCAAGAGCUGCAUAUGGCAUAUCAGUUCUGGAGUUUCCUCCUGGCCGUUCGCAUUGGCAACAUGGUUGUCCAUUUGCAAAAUCACCUGUACCCCUACCAGUUGAAAGUCAAGACUUAGGUGCCUUAUAUUAUAGACAUUAUUUCAAUAAUCAACCUCAUCAAAAUUGGUUCGGUAUGGACGAAAACUUAGGACCGAUAGCUAUAUCGAUUAAAAAAGAACGAGUGGAGCUCCGACGAGGUGGUGGAGGUGACGCAUCGGCGCCGGCUUCCCAGCUCGCAUGGCAAUAUAGACUCAUAGUGCGCACGUCGGAACUUCUUACACUAAGGGGCACUGUGCUUGAGGAUGCUAUCCCCGCAGCAAAGCCUAGCAAUAACAGCGCUAAUUAUAUUACUAAAGAAGUACUCGAGUAUGUUGCACCCGAACUGCAGUACAAUUGCUUAAAGCUAGGAAUUACAAACAGCGGAGCAGAAGAUCAACUAUUACGACUUGAUGAACAAUGUGUAACCAGACAUUAUAAAGUAGGAGUCAUGUAUUGCAAAAGUGGACAGUCUACAGAGGAAGAGAUGUAUAACAACCAAGAAGCUGGUCCAGCAUUCGUAGAGUUCCUACAAAUGUUGGGACAGACAGUGAGAUUAAAAGAAUUUGACAAAUACAAAGCAGGGCUUGACAACCGAACAGACUCCACUGGACUGUAUUCAGUGUAUACUACAUACCAGGGUUGUGAAAUAAUGUUUCACGUUUCCACUAUGCUUCCAUACACGCCGAAUAACAGGCAGCAGUUGUUAAGGAAGCGACAUAUUGGUAACGAUAUAGUAACUAUAGUCUUCCAAGAACCCGGUGCGGCGCCUUUUACACCGCGCAAUAUUCGUUCUCAAUUUCAACACGUUUUCAUUGUGGUCAGAGUUAUAGACCCCUGUACAGAAAAUACUCACUAUAGUAUAGCUGUUAGUCGUGCGAAAGAAGUGCCUUUAUUUGGACCUCCAAUUCAGCAUGGUGCUAUUUAUAAGAAGGGUGAAGCAUUCACUGAUUUACUUCUAAGUAAGGUAAUUAAUGGCGAAAAUGCAGCUAUACAAUCGCCUAAAUUUAGUACAAUGGCGACACGGACACGCCAAGAGUACCUGAAGGAUUUGGCCAAAAAUUACGUUUCAGCAACUACCGUGGAAACGGGACAGAAGUUUUCCUUAUUCUCGUCAUUAUUAAUGAAAAGCGGCAGCAAUUCAAGUAACAACACGGUGGUGCCCCGCAUUGAUAAUUGCGCGAACCACGUUCUUGUCGGAGGAGCGCUCUGUUUUCACGUGCAAGUGCUAGACGAGGGUGGUGGCGGUUCGCUAUUGGAUUGUAUGAUGGGUGUGUCGUCCGACACUGUCGUGUUUGUGGAGGAUACGACGCGCCAGAUCAUAUUGGUUAUACCUACAGGCUCACUUCUUGGUUGGGUUGAGAGCGGAGAAUGGACGCGCGUAUACUACCACCGGGGGGAGAGCGUGCGGGUGCGGGCCGGCGGCGGGGGCUCUGCGUUACGUCGGCGACUCGCCAGUGUCGCGCCACCACAGGCCACCGCACUCCACGAGAUCACACUAGAGCGCGGCGCGGCACAUCAACUCGGUUUCCACGUGCAGCCGGACGGGCUGGUGACGGCGGUGGAGGGCGGCGGGUGCGCGGCCCGCGCGGGCAUCCGGCGCGGUGCUCGCCUGCUGGAGGUGUGCCGCGCCGCCGUGGUGGCGCUCGCACACGACCAGCUCGUCGACCUCCUCAAGACCUCCGACCCGGUCACGGUGACGGUGACGUUCGCGAGCAGCUCGCGGUGCGAGUGCGAGGCUGCGAGUGAGGAGUGGGCGGCGCCCGCGCGAGCUGACGCGCAGCAGCCGGGCCGUCCGCGACGCGCCUACGAGCGCGGACACUCGCCGCCGCGCUCCGACAGCUCCGGCUACGGCACCGGUGGGUCGGGUCGGAGCGCGCGGCGGUCGCCGCAGUCGUCGCCGGUGUCGGAGGCGGUGGUGCGGCGCCGCUCCCACGACGACUCGGCAGCUGCCUCGCCGCACGCUUCCCGCCACGCUCGCCACAAGCGCGCCUCUGCCAACACCAGCUCGCUCACGGAAGAAUUGAUGAGAAUAAUGGAUGCGGAACUCGGGGAAACUCGAUCAAGUAGCGUGGUUAGUACAGCAGCAGUCUCGAGCGGUGGCGGAGUGGCGAACUUGGGUGCUGUAAACAAUACAGGAGUGGCGAAUGUGCCGCGCGGACCGCCGUUACCGUUGCCCGACGCCUCUGCUCUCGACUGGGCAGCGCUGGUACAUACCGCUACUCGGGCCAUGAUGCAGAUCUGUGAAGAACAUCAAUAUCCUUCAAUGGACAAUGCAGACCCUUCUUUAGAAAGCAUAGCUACUGAACCCGUACCUGAUUCUUGGUCUGACAUACCACAGAGCACAGAGACGAUCGGGAAUAUUCCCGUUCCGAGUAAUGCUACAGUCGCAAAUAGUACAGUGGUGGUGAAUAGUACGAGCGGCGUGCCGUGCGCAUGUGGUUUGGCACCGCGGGUUGCGGCGCUGGAGGCCGACGCAGCCGCCGCACAGCGACACCAGCACCAACUCGAGGAGGAGGUACGGCGAUUACGACGUCACAAUGCACGUCUAAAAGAAGAGUCGGCGCGCGCUGUAUUGCAGUUACGGCAUUUCACGCAGUGGCUCAAGCGAACUGUGGAUCGACAGUGAGACAAAUCUCCGCAUAUGGCAAUAACUUAUAUUCCACACAUUUUCAAUUCAGGCUACGUGAUGUUUUAACCAAAUUAUGCCGCAUAUACAAACAACGCUGCCGACCGAACCUAAUUUAUGUAGGUAUAACUGAUUGAUUAAUUUUAUAUACCUACUACAGAUGCAUAAGUGGUUAAUAUUAAUAUAAUAUUAGUGUUCUAGUUAAAAAAACGAAUUCUUAUGAAUUAAGGUGACUUAUAAAAAUUUAAUAAGAUCCCCUUUCCUAGACCGUUAUAAGUUCUUUACAAAUUUUAAGUGAUACUUAAGUCGCGUCAAUUAGUAACAAAAGUAUACUAUAUGUGAAUCUAAGACAUGUAUCCGAUUCAAUACGGUACAGUACACCGCGGCACGAGGAAUGAGAUUCACGUUAAUAACAUCAUUUAUAUUACUGUUUACAAUUAUUAAAAAACCGGAGAUAAUAAUGGUCUACAAAUGCAUUUUUAUAUGUGAAAAACAUGUACUUAGAUAAUGUGUUAGUGAUAAAUAAAUAAUCGGAAGAAAAAAUUUAAAAGAUAUAACAUUCCAGAGACCUACUAUAUUAUGGAUUAUUUACGAAUUCAAAAUGCACUAGUCGGUGCUAACAAUGCUGAUAAAUCACCCAAUCAUAAAAAUGGAAAGUCCUGAUUUUCAAUCAAUCAAUUAAUUUCAUAUUAAUGAUUAUGUUAUUAAUAUAGAUGGACAAUAAAAAUCUUUAAUACUAAUACUGAAUUGCAAAAUAAGAUUACACAGUCUACUGGUAAAUCUGGCAGAUAAAGGAAUUAUUGAUUUAUUGAUUUUUAACACAGAUAAUAAUAAUACAUCUAUAAUGUCAAUUACGUCAUUUUCCUUUUUGUAAAAUCCCACAUAUAAUUAUGGGAAAACCAUGUCCGUUUAUUUUUACUUAUCGAUAUAAAUAACUGAUAUUAUUACAAUGAUAAAAGAGUAAUAACAUUAUCGCAGCGAUGUUUGUAUUUGUAUGUUAUCUGUACAUAAUCAGAUAAAACUAUUAGUGAUCAUUAUUAGUUAUUAAUAAAUUCACUAAAUUACAUCUGUAACACAGCACAGUGAAUUAUGCGCUAUCUUAUGAAUUUUGUGCCUUUUCUGUGCUUCUUUUGGAGCUAUUGUUUGGCGUUAUUUAUGUUUGAUAUAAGAUAUACAUACGAUGUUUUUGUUAUGAGCUGAUAUUAUAAGAACUAGGUAGGUGUAACUAUUUAUAGUCUAUUGGAUGUUGCAGUUUAGUUUCAUAUGGGUUGUUAUUUAGCUAUCGAGUUACAACAAAAAAAUUCGAAGGCACGUACCUACAUCAUUUUAUACAUUCUACGCAAUUCGUAAUAUUAUGUAUAUUACUAUUUUAGUAAUGAAAUUAGAUAAAAAAUGUAAGGUGAACACCAAUUAGGCUAUGCGAUCAUCUUUGUCAUUAGUGUAUAUAUACAAUUUUUUUUUUUUAAUAAAUUUUCUUUCAAGUACCUUAUAAGUAUUUAUUGCAUAAUAUAGUAUUACUCUUGUUAUUUGUUUAUAAAUGGUACUUGUGGUAAUACAGAGCAAUGGUACACACUAAUGACAAUGAUCAGUAUAAUUAUAAUAAGGAUUAUUCAAAUGUGUACUUUAAGUAGAUAUGGAUAUAGUAUGUUAAAUUAAUAUACAGACUUGAAACCUGCCAAAUAUUAAUACAAUAAGAGACAUGGAUUUUAGCACAAAUUGUACUCACUUUAUACACAUACUGUGACAUUUACUUUAUCUUAGAUAAAAUGGCUUAAAUCGAAAACUUAUUGCAUAAUACUAGUGGCUUUUACUAUUAUUAUAAAUAAUUAAUAAGGGUAAAGAAUUUUAUAUAGAAGUGAAUGUCAAUUGAUAAGUAAAGACGUAACGGAAAAA